GCGGCAGCACGACUCGUUAUGUAAGGCUGCCAAACACCUCCAGCACCAUAACACCGUUCGUGGUUGUUGGUGGCGGUGUGUCACGCGUGAGGGGAGGAUGUGACUUCACGCGCGUCGCACACACAUGCAUGCCCGUAAACACGAGCAGGCUGGUGGAAGCAGAAGUUCUCGUGAAGGCUCCUCCAUUAGAGCUGCAUCAAGACCCUGCCCGCCGUGCCGCCGCGCCUCGUCGCUGUCAGCAAGACCAAACCCCCGGAGAUGGUGGUGGAGGCCUACAGACAAGGACAGCGCCACUUCGGGGAGAACUACGUCAACGAGCUGGUGGACAAAGCUUCGGAUCCUCUGAUUCUAGGAUCGUGUCCAGAAAUCAAGUGGCACUUCAUAGGCCAUCUACAGAAGAAAAAUGUCAACAAACUUUUGGGCGUGCCCAACCUGUCCCUCGUGGAGACGGUCGACUCGGCGUCCCUGGCUGACAAGGUCAACAGCUCGUGGCAGCGAGUCCGCGGGGGCGGCGCCCAGAGGUUAAAGGUCAUGGUGCAGCUCAACACCAGCGGAGAACAGAGUAAACAUGGCCUCCCGCCAGAGGAAACGGUGGACACGGUGAAGCACAUCGUGUCCAAGUGCUCCGCGCUGCACUUUUUAGGACUCAUGACCAUCGGACGCUACGGCUACGACCUCAGCCUGGGCCCCAACCCCGACUUCCAGAUGCUGCUGGCUCGCAGGCAGGAGGUGUGCGACGGCCUCAAGCUGCCUCUGGAGGACGUGGAGCUCAGCAUGGGCAUGUCUACAGACUUUGAACACGCGAUCGAGGUGGGCUCCACCAACGUGCGGGUGGGCAGCGUCAUAUUCGGCAACAGGGAGUAUCCCAACAGCGCUGGCAACACUCCCAACCCCAGCCCGGCCCCCAGCCCCGAGAAAAGCAGCAAGAAGGUGUCCGAAGACGCCGCCAAAAAGAUGCAGCACCUCACUGUCUGAACCCCAAGAAGAGCCCCCCCCCCCCCCCCCCGAAGUAGCCUAAAGAAACAACAUGCAAACUGAAGCAGAUCAUCCCCACUGAGCUGUGAGAGCUACGAUAAAAAUGUUAAAGGCCUAAAAAAACUGCCCUUCUUGCUCUUUUAAGCAUUAACAAGUGGCGUCCGGUACAGCCGUAGUUUGACCUUUUUUAAAAGUAGUGUCACUAACCUCUAGUGCUCCCACUUGCUCCCCAUGGAACUGGUAUCCUACGAGCCUACGGCCCGAGGCGAGGUACCGCCGCUGGAAACGCGCUGGAGGUCAUUUCACGAGGUGGUUGGUUUGCUGGCGUGAGAUUUUCUACCUUUCCAGCUCCGAUGAGCUUGUUGUGUGCAGCGUUCCACAGAUCAGGAAUUCCUGAAGACUUAUUGAAUAAACCCGUUGUCCCUUUAUAAUGACAUAGUAUCGUGCGUUUGAUAUUGUUUCUUACGUCGUGUGAGAUCUCUAUUCUUGAUAUUAACGCGAGUAAGCGGGAGGGGGGGGAAUCUAUGCAAAGUGGAUAUGUUAGUUUAUACACUGCAGCUAGUGUUGCGUGGCAGAUUUCUUCCAAAAUGUUCCGAUGUUGGUGUGUUAUCUGUCUCGUGUCCGUGGGUUCAGAAGGAGGCGCUUCAGCAUCGUUGGGUUCUGGCUCUUGAGGGGAAGCCAAAGCCGAGCAAUAAAUGGUUUGGUGAAAGUU
Messenger RNA from Pungitius pungitius (ninespine stickleback), 1687 nucleotides. RefSeq names its product pyridoxal phosphate binding protein (gene plpbp). The transcript is spliced from 8 exons. Bases 259 to 975 code for a protein of 238 amino acids. Gene Ontology annotation, molecular function: pyridoxal phosphate binding. Lineage: Eukaryota; Metazoa; Chordata; Actinopteri; Perciformes; Gasterosteidae. The record is from RefSeq and is a predicted model, not a curated record. Gene Ontology annotation, cellular component: intracellular anatomical structure.